UUAUAAAAAUCAUUUAAUAAAUCCUUGCAAAACAUAAUUGUGACAAUUUACCCAGACCAACUGUACGAUACGCCUUCAAAGAUCUAACUGAGUAACUCUAGUAUUUUCAUCAACUCGAUAGCGAAAUACGGAGUCAGACAGGUGCACGUUAAAACCGGUACCGGUAUGCCACAACAAAAUUUUCAAUAGGUGGGACACACAACAAGAAUUCUUCAUUAAUUGCAUGCAGCUGCGAGCUCUCCGACAGUGCAGUGGCAGUGGCACCUUACCCUAAUUUAGGUCACAAUGUCUUUGAUAGGGGAGUUUGUGAGAAAGCAUCUGGACUUACUGGACAUAGAAAGACAGGCAGAGAUAGAGCAGACAAGUGAUCUACUAGGUAAGCUCUCUGUACGUGAGCUUGAAAGACGAGGAGUCUGCCUUCUGAAACUCAGAUGUGCCAGUCAAGCUACAGGACUCUAUGGAAGGACAGUCUUGACCUUUGAACCCUUGAGGUCACAGGGUCAAGAUGGCAAACUUCCAGCUCAUAACUUUGGACCAGGUGAUAUAGCAGGAGUGAGCUUCUCCAACAGUGACACCACCUCUGCAUCUUUGCUUGCUUCUGGAAUUGUGUCAAAGGUCACUGGAUCCAGUGUCUCUGUUGCAUUUGAAGAGAAUGUGGAGGGGAUAUCACGCGGUCAUGACGACACAUUCAAACUCACCAAGCUAGCGAACGAUGUCACAUAUAGAAGACUUAAAAAAGCUCUUCAUGAAUUAGAGGAGUACCGUACUGGACCUGCUGUUCGAUUGAUUGAAGUCUUGUUUGGAGAGAGUGAUCUAGGAUCACCAAUCAGGCUUCCAGCUAGUAGUGAUAAUGAAUCUGGGAGUGUGGAAUUCUUUAACAGCAAUCUGAAUGAUAGCCAAAGAGAUGCCGUGACCUUUGCCCUAUGUCAGCGAGAGGUUGCUGUGAUUCAUGGCCCACCCGGUACAGGCAAGACCACCACAGUGGUUGAAGUUAUCCAACAAGCAGUGAAGCAAAAUAUGAAGAUUCUCGCCUGUGCUCCAUCUAACGUUGCAGUGGACAACCUCUUAGAACGUUUGUCCUCAAAUCCUUCAUGCUCUAUGGUCCGUCUUGGUCAUCCUGCUCGGUUACUUCCAAGCAUUCAGAGGUUCUCAUUAGAUGCAAUCCUUGCUUCCAGCGAUGGAGCAGCUAUCGUCAGAGACAUCCGGAGAGAACUAGACUCUACACUGAGUCAAAUCCGGAAGACAAAAGACAAAGAUGAGAAGCACCGUUUGAAAGACGAGAUGAAAUAUCUUCGACAGGAUUUAAAAUCCAGAGAGCAGAAAGCCAUCCAAGAUAUCCUGAUGGCUGCUGAUAUCGUCUUGGCAACUAACACCAGUGCUUCCACCAAAGGACCCCUGAGGGCGCUACAACAAGGACAUUUUGACUUGGUUGUCAUUGAUGAAUGUGCUCAGUCUCUUGAAGCUGCAUGUUGGAUCCCCCUUCUUAAUGCACCAAAAUGUCUUCUUGCUGGUGAUCAUUUACAGCUACCUGCCACCAUUAUGUCAAAACAAGCAGCAGAAGAUGGGCUGGCAACCUCCCUGAUGGAACGCAUCAUAAGUCUCCAUGGCAACAGAGUAGUGCGAAUGUUGACCACUCAGUACAGGAUGAAUGAUGACAUCAUGAAAUGGUCGUCUGAUCAGUUGUAUGAUGGAAAACUAGAAUCGCAUCAAUCUGUGGCUUCCCACCUUCUCAAAGACAUGCCAUCUAUCGUUGAGAAUGAGAAUACCUGUAUCCCACUACUUCUGAUUGAUACAGCGGGAUGUGAUGUACUUGAACUAGAGUUAGAAGAUGAAGUAUCAAAAGGCAAUGAAGGAGAAGCAGACAUAGUAAGUCACCAUGUAAGCAACCUCAUCACCAGCGGCUUGUCCCCGUCACAGAUUGCUGUCAUUGCACCUUACAACCUGCAAGUAGACCUCCUGCGGCUGAGGUUGUCGUCAAAGUAUCCUACUCUUGAGAUCAAGUCUGUGGACGGGUUCCAGGGGCGGGAGAAAGAAGCAGUCAUCAUCUCGAUGGUUCGAUCCAAUGACAGAGGUGAGGUGGGAUUCCUGACUGAGGAUCGUCGUAUCAACGUCGCAAUCACCCGAGCGCGACGCCAUCUUGCAGUCAUUUGUGAUUCUCAGACCGUUGGAAAGCAUCCAUUCUUAAAGAGUCUCAUAGAUUACUUCAACGACCAUGGGGAAGUACGUACGGCUUUUGAGUAUGAUGAAGUUCUUGCCUCUUCCUCCGAUGUACCAAGACCAGAUCACCUGGUCUUCAAAUCAAAGACUACUAGUAGCACCCACAAGAGUACCAAGGCAUCAGGAACAGUACUUAAGGGACAGAGGAAAGGUCAAGUUAAGAAGGCAGAGGUUAAAGGUCAAAGUUUAAGCACUGACCCUGUGCAAAGGAGUAAGGAAGAUGCUACCUUCCUGAAUGAAACCAAGAGAAGAUUGUUAGAGUUUAAGAAAGAACCAGAGGAGAGGCUUCUUGAGUUUCCUCCUUCACUCAAUUCCCAUCAGAGAUAUCUUGUGCAUGAGCUCGCAGAAGGCUAUGGACUGUACCACUUGAGUACAGGUGAGGGGAAAGAGAGACAGAUUGUUGUUAGAAAGGAAAGGACUGAGCCACCUCAGGUUGAAAGGACAUUAGAAGAAAGAAACGCUCUUGUCACCAGGAAUGAUGAUUCUAACGUGUCUGUUGAGGAACUGGUGGAGGACUUUGAAACAGAGAAUAAAAUGGAGCUUUUAUCUGAUCGGGAGGAGGAAGCCGAAGAAGAAGCAACGGAAGAGGACGGUGCCAUAGCUGGUAACAUAGAGAAGUCAGAGUUAGAGCAGACCAAAGAGAAAGAGAGAGAGGUUAAGAGCCCUGAUACAGAACUUGCUUCGGCGAAUCUUUUGAAAUGUAAAUUUUGUGGGAAGCGUUUACCGCCGGGAAACCGGCUCCUGCAUGAGAUCCACUGCGAGAAGACGCAAGCCGAGAAGAAACGACAGAACUCGGCUGGGUUGAAUAAAAAGCAUAGAAAUAAAGCUCAGAAACAGAAGCAGAAGCAGAAUCUUGAGGAUGCCUCUGCGGAAGACUUUGAUACGCUCGUCGCCAUGGCAAUGAAGCGCGAUAAUGAGUGUAACUAUAAACGAUGCCGAGAGAAGAUCACAAUUACGGGAUUAAUGUGCGAGUUCUGUACGAGACGGUAUUGCUUUAAGCAUCACGUACCGGAAAUCCACGGAUGCGAGGAGAUGGCACGCCACCAUGUACGGCAUCAGAUGUUGAAGACAAAGGUUGUAACCAACGGCAGCGGGGUCAAGGAGAAAAAGGUUGACCCUGCACAUAGGGCUAAUCUUCAAAAGAAACUAGGUGCUAAACUUGGGCAGCUUGGUGAACAAAGACAACGCAAACAGAAACCAAAAUAACUUUUAUUUGUGAAUCACGAAAUGGUGCUAAUAGAAGCUCGUAAUUUUGACUCUCAAAGAGGGUCAUUUGUAAAAGGCAAUAAUUUCCCCAUUCUGAAGUUUAGUGAAGUGAAAUGGAGGACUGAUAGCUAAUUUAUUCUGUGAAAUACAGAGCGUGUAACAGCCUCAGCACAUGCUUGUGUUCCCUCUUUUAAGAACCCCUCAUCUCAGAACUUCAAAAUUUCGGAUCCCCCCUUUUGCAGACGUAUUGUGGGCUUUACCCCUUUGCAGACCCCCCUCCCCCUUAGAUCCCCUUAGCCAUGGCUAUAAUUUGAACUCGUGAUGACCCUGAAGUCUGGAGACCAAUCCACUGGGCCACAACGCUCCAAUAUCAAGUUUGCUUCUAGAAUGCCACCCAAUGUGCAAUCAUGUAUUAAAUCUAAGGCAUGUGACAUCUAGUGGUAUCAACAAUAUUCAUAGAGUAAGUUCAUUUUUCAAAAGGUGACAUUUUUAUGUUACAGCCCAAAUAGGAACAAUUAAAAAGGGCAUGAAAAUAAUAUUACAUCCAUGGCAAAGUUACCUGUAUCUUUAGCUUGCUAUAUAAUUUGUUACAAUUCAAUUUGUAUUGAAGUAAACAAAACAAGGAAGGAAUAUUGAAUAUAGUAACUUCGUAUUGAACAAGUGCAAUGUUUUGUUAGAAGGUUUUGUGUAAAAACAUGUAAGAGGUUCAAAACCACAUAGGACGUAACAUCUUCAUAGUAUGAACUAAUUGAUUUAUAGAUACUGUGGAAUAAAAUAUCUACAUAUUUUGAAAGUAUACUCUAGUUAUAGUUCAAAAUCACAUUUUGUUAUGUCAUGUGUUUUCUUGAUUUUAUAUGUAAUGUUAUAUACGACUCUUUAAUAUAAAACAUUUAUAUUUGUAGUAGUUGAUAUUAAAGCCCAUCAAAGUUUUAGCAAAUGUUUAAUAAUAUCAAUCAUCCUUGACUAUCAUCAAACAUUUUAAUUUUACAAUAGUCUAGUUACCAAUUUUUAUCUUUAUUCCUCCUUUGUUUUGGGGUCAAAAUUUUGAAUUUCUGGAUUCAUAGGCAAAGCGCUAUAUUUUGGAAUAUUGUUUUGCUUUAUCUUUAAAAAGAGCAUUUUGUACACUAUCUUACAAAUCUAGUA
Lytechinus variegatus (green sea urchin) is the source of this 4566-nucleotide messenger RNA. Its product is annotated as DNA-binding protein SMUBP-2-like. Gene Ontology annotation, molecular function: 5'-3' DNA helicase activity; ATP binding; DNA binding. The record is from RefSeq and is a predicted model, not a curated record. Lineage: Eukaryota; Metazoa; Echinodermata; Echinoidea; Temnopleuroida; Toxopneustidae. The transcript is spliced from 16 exons. The coding region runs from base 286 to 3423 and encodes 1045 amino acids.